This is a messenger RNA of Hipposideros armiger (great roundleaf bat), 1230 nucleotides long. It is a transcript of the gene ABCF2, whose product is annotated as ATP binding cassette subfamily F member 2. The transcript has 5 exons. Gene Ontology annotation, molecular function: ATP binding; ATP hydrolysis activity. The coding region runs from base 204 to 1031 and encodes 275 amino acids. Lineage: Eukaryota; Metazoa; Chordata; Mammalia; Chiroptera; Hipposideridae. The record is from RefSeq and is a predicted model, not a curated record.
AGGAUCAGCCUUGGCUCGAGAGACGCAGGCAGAGUUGGGAGCGCCCGGGCAGGGGCGGAGCUGGCUCCCCGAGGCCUGAUAGGAACACGCCUGUGAGGGACGGAGCGGGGCCCCGGCGCCCUCCCGCACGCGUAGAAUGCGGGGCGUCUGCCUUCCUCCAGGCUCCCUGAGCGAACGGUCACCUGCCCCUGGCGUGCAUCACCAUGCCCUCUGACCUGGCCAAGAAGAAGGCCGCCAAGAAGAAGGAAGCCGCCAAAGCGCGACAGCGGCCCAGGAAGGGGCAUGAAGAAAACGGAGACGCCGUCACGGAGCCACAGGUGGCCGAGGAGAGAAGCGACCAGGUCAAUGGGCAGGAGAGCCCAGAAGUGGAUAUGCUGACCAAGGAGCUAGAGGACUUUGAGAUGAAGAAGGCUGCUGCUCGAGCUGUCACUGGCGUCCUUGCCUCUCACCCCAAUAGUACUGACGUCCACAUUAUCAACCUCUCCCUCACCUUUCAUGGUCAAGAGCUGCUCAGUGACACCAAACUGGAAUUAAACUCAGGCCGUCGUUAUGGCCUCAUUGGCUUAAAUGGAAUUGGGAAGUCCAUGCUGCUCUCUGCUAUUGGGAAACGCGAAGUGCCCAUCCCGGAGCACAUUGACAUCUACCAUCUGACUCGGGAGAUGCCCCCUAGUGACAAGACGCCCUUGCAGUGUGUGAUGGAGGUCGACACAGAGCGAGCCAUGCUGGAGAGGGAGGCUGAGCGGCUGGCUCACGAGGAUGCGGAGUGUGAGAAGCUCAUGGAGCUCUACGAGCGUCUGGAGGAGCUGGACGCCGACAAGGCGGAGAUGAGGGCCUCCCGGAUCCUGCACGGACUGGGGUUCACACCUGCCAUGCAGCGCAAGAAAUUGAAAGACUUCAGUGGGGGCUGGAGGAUGAGGGUUGCCCUUGCCAGAGCCCUCUUCAUUCGGCCCUUCAUGCUGCUCCUGGACGAGCCCACCAACCACCUGGACCUCGAUGCUUGUGUGUGGUUGGAAGAAGAGUUAAAGACGUAAGGGGGCAGGCCUGGGGCUUGGGAGUGGGCAGGUCCUCAAGGGGGAGCUGAGCAGAGUCCAGAGGAAAUGGACGCCCAGAAACCGCACUGCUGCUAGGAGUGAGCAGGUGAACUGGUGAGGCCAGAGUGAAAGGUAGACUGACACAGUGGCAAGCCUUGGUGUUUAGGGCUGGCCUUGAUGUUUGCUUUUGUUUAGUCUG